UCUCACUUUAUCUCACCCGCAAACGGCUAAGUCUCAUACGUCGUCCAAGCCCAUCCACAGCAGAGGCUUCCUCCAACGUUCCUGUCCGGCCUUGUGUCACUUCGGCUCGUUCCCCGUGCUAGAUGUGACAGACCGCCUGCGACCUUCGCUCAAAGGGUUUGCAAUCGCAUGAGGUGGAGAUGUGUGGAUUCGCUGGGUUUCUGGUACACCUCUGCAGCGUCUCUAGUGAAAACAGACCACGGGCUCCGCAAACAUGGUGCGCCAAAGUAUAGUAGAAUGCUGUACCCAGUCUUUUGUGCCUUUCAGCCUACGUUCAAUGUAACGUACUGCUCAUAAAGUUGGUCCGCGGAUCCCAUCGUGACGCUGCUGCUAUCGCUCGUUUUGCAAAGCCUCAUGUGCAGGACUUGAACUUGUGCAAUGGCCGUCGAUUACUUCUCAAAUCCCCCUCCAGGCCUAGAUGUACAAGAAUCACGUACGGUGAGCAACAAUGCCACUGGAAUUGUGCUAUUCAUCUUGUCGGCCAUCUUUGUCGGAUUGCGGUUGAUCACCCGCCUCAGAUUCCAAAGGGCGGGCCUGGGUCUGGAUGACUAUCUAAUGUUCAUUGGGCUUGCCCUGAAUGCCGGGAAUCUUGCUUGUUGUAUCGCUGGAGGCUUCUUUGGAUUGGGAAAGCAUAUCUACGUUUUGACACCCUACGAGAUGCGAAAGAUAACCAUCAUCACCUUUGCAUACGUCUACAUCUACGCAUGGAGUGUCUGUACGAUCAAGUAUUCCAUCAUUGCACUCUACCGUCGCAUAUUCGGCAUGUCUUGGAUGGGAUGGUGGUGCGUAUUCCUGACCACUGGAUAUCUGAUCGCGAACCACAUUGUGCUUCCGCUGUACACGAAGCCUCUGUCGUAUUACUGGGACCAGUGGUACGGAGCCGAGGGGGUACUCCAAGUUGACGAGGCAAAGUUCUACCUUGGCAUCGGCAUCACGAAUCUCAUCGGCGACAUAUGCAUUCUCAUGGUGCCGGUCCGCAACGUAUGGAUGCUGAACAUGACCAAGACCGCAAAGGUCGCAGUGUUCUUCAUGUUUGGCCUUGGUAGCUUUGUCUGCUUCGCCUCUCUGUAUCGGAUCGUGACCAUCGUGCACCUCACCCAAACGACUGAUAUCAGCUGGGCGAAGAGCGACGUCUUCAUCUGGUCCAGCGUCGAACCGUCAAUCGGCAUCAUCUCCGGCUGUCUACCGACCUUGCGACCACUGCUGAUGUUCAUACUGCGCAAGUACUUCGGCCACGUACCGGCGCCCAGGAAGAGGCUCUCGCGCGGAGAUGGGUCGCAGCCGCUAGACACGUUAGAGACGAUAUCCAAAAAGAGCACACGGAAACCUAGUAGAAUGAACGAUCUCGAAGAAACACGUAUGGGCGAUGAGGACGACGACAACAACCAGAACGAGGGGCAGGAGGAUGAUCACUCUGCAACGGGGCGGUUGACAACGAAUGGCCAACACACGCAAGAGGGUUCUCUCAGACCUGACAGGCACGAAAUGUGCUUCACCACGACGGUCAUCGAAGGCACGGAAAGUAAGACACAUUCGAGGCACGGCGGCGAUAGCCCUGCGAGUAGGGAGGAACCAAGUGGAAUCACGGUGUCGAAAGAGUUCAAUUGGGGCGAGGGCACGCGAUGAGGAUUCCAGAUCUGCACGCUAACAGCCGUGUAUUCUUGUAACGCCUCUUUCGUCUCAUUUUCUUCUAUCGUGGCAUGGGUUAGCGUAGUAAUUCUCGUGGAUCGCCUUAUAGGGUGGAUUACAGCUGGAGUCUCCAGAACUGACUGACUGACUGACAUGGGGUGUCCAAUGUUUCCAAGUCCGGUAGUCAUUCAACGACACAGUGAUCAUGCGCUGUUUCCAUAGCGCCUUGUGAAAUUGACCAUCUCGAGUCGUUGACGACUACCGGUCGUGGAACAUGGCCAAAUGCCCCAACUAUUGGAUAACAAUAAGAUGGGAU
Messenger RNA from Aaosphaeria arxii CBS 175.79, 1984 nucleotides. RefSeq lists its product as uncharacterized. The coding region runs from base 418 to 1665 and encodes 415 amino acids. The transcript has 6 exons. Lineage: Eukaryota; Fungi; Ascomycota; Dothideomycetes; Pleosporales. The record is from RefSeq and is a predicted model, not a curated record.